AUGGCAGAGAUGUACGAGGCUUGGAUGAGUGGACAACCUCCACCAUCUUCAAUCCGAGACUAUUUUAAUAUAAAUAUGUCUCACCCUAUCCAGGUGUCGACAAGCGAUCCGAUAUAUCCCCCUGGAUUCAUCCCCUAUGCUAACACAUUCAAUGUCGCUGGAACUUCCAUGGUGCGCCCUUCGAAUACGCCUGUGCUAAGUAAUCCACUCUUUGUGUCAACUGCCCCGACUAACAGCAUCUCGCAGCCAACGAUGGUGCCCAAAUCCAACAGUGAUCCUCCGCCCAAAGUUCGGCGUGAACAGAAUUACACUCUUGAAGAGGCCAUUAAAAUUACAAGCUCUCAUCCCCAUAUUCAUCAAUAUAGUUCCCCUGUCGAAAUUGAGAAGAUGGUCAAGAAUGAGGAACAUGAAGAAAUGACUAAGAAAAUGAAGAGUUUGGAACAAAGUAUAAGAGAUAUGCAAGGACUAGGAGGCCACAAAGGCAUCUCGUUCAGUGACUUUUGUAUGUUUCCUCAUGUCCACUUGCCUGCUGGUUUUAAAAUUCCAAAGUUUGAAAAAUACGAUGGUCGCGGAGACCCCAUAGCUCAUCUAAAGAGAUAUUGCAACCAAUUGAGGGGUGCAAAGGGCAAAGAAGAGUUACUUAUGGCCUAUUUUGGGGAAAGCUUAAUAGGGAUUGCAUCUGAGUGGUUCAUAGAUCAGGAUAUCACCAACUGGCACACAUGGGAUGAUUUGGCUCGAUGUUUUGUACAACAAUUCCAAUAUAAUAUUGACAUUGUUCCAGAUCGCUCCUCGUUAGCCAACAUGAGAAAAAAGACCACGGAAAAUUUUCGUGAAUAUGCUAUCAGAUGGAGGGAACAAGCUGCUAGGGUUAAACCACCGAUGAAGGAGUCAGAGAUGGUUGAUGUUUUUCUCCAGGCGCAAGAACCUGAUUACUUUCACUAUCUGCUUUCUGCCGUAGGGAAGACAUUCGCUGAAGUUAUUAAGGUAGGGGAAAUGGUGGAAAAUGGCAUAAAGUCUGGAAAGAUUGUAAGUCAAGCUGCCUUAAAAGCCACAACACAAGUGCUUCAAAAUGGUUCUGGAAAUAUUGGAGGGAAGAAGAGAAGGGAGGAUGUGGCCGCUAUUGUAUCAGCGCCUAGGACUCAUGUUCUAGGUAAUUCCCCACAACACUAUUUUCCUUCCCAAGCUCCACAAUAUUCUAUGCCAUACACUCCAUAUCAUGUUCUUAAUGCACAACCAAUUGCACCCCCUUCUUAUCCACAAUGGCGUGCACCAACUCCACAAAAUCAUCCACCACCCCCACAAGUUCAUCAAAAUAUUGCUAGAAUUCCUUUCCGUCCUAGACCACAAUACAAAAAGGGAAAUGGCGUUAAAGGUGAGUUCACUCCUAUUGGGGAGUCGUAUGCUAGCUUGUUCCAAAAAUUAAGGACAUUGAAUGUUUUGAGUCCUAUUGAGAGAAAGAUGUUGAAUCCUCCCCCGAGAAAUUUGGAUUAUUCUCAACAUUGCACAUAUUGUUCUAAUGCCCCAGGGCACAACAUAGAGAGAUGUUGGUAUUUGAAAAGGGCCAUUCAGGAUUUGAUCGAUUCUAAUCGAAUUAUAGUUGAAAGUCCGAGUGGACCCAACAUCAAUCAAAAUCCAUUAUCAAGGCAUACUGAAACAAACAUGCUAGAAAUGAUGAAGGGUCAUGAAGAUUUUGCAUCUCUGUAUAAGCCAAUCCUUAGGGUUGGAACUGGCAUUGAGAAGUCAGCAAAUGUUGUUGAUUUAACAAAAAUGAUGCCUUUAGGGGCGGAAAGUGUGUUAGAAAAGUUGAGUCCAUCAAACACACCCAUCUUAACUGUGAAUGGAGCCCUUGAAGAUGUUUGGGCAAGCCCGAGUAAGGCAAAAUCGUAUGUUCCAAAAGGGCCAAACAAGCCUAUCUUGAUCAUGCGAGGGUCCCACAUUCCUCUUGUGAUUAUCAGGCCAGUACCCCAGCUCCCAAUGACUAACCCCAUAGUUGUUCCUUGGAAUUAUGAGCCUACUAUCGUUACAUACAAGGGAAAAGAAAUAGAUGAAGAAAUAGAUGAAGUGGGAGGAAUAACCCGUUCAGGAAGAUGUUAUGUCCCGAUGGAAUUAAGGAAAACUAAAAAUGAUCAAACACAAAUAAAGAGUCUGGUCACUGAAGGAGAGGCAGAGGAAUUCCUAAGGAAGAUGAAACUAUCAGACUACUCCGUGGUGGAACAAUUAAGAAAAACUCCAGCCCAAAUCUCUUUGUUGUCUUUGCUAAUACAUUCUGAUGAACAUCGUAAGGCUGUAAUGAAAAUUUUGAAUGAAGCACAUGUUCCUAGUAAAGUUACAGUAAGUCAGUUAGAGAAGAUUGCUGGGAGAAUAUUUGAGGUAAACCGCAUCACCUUUUCAGAUGAUGAACUACCAAAAGAAGGUACAGGACAUAACCAAGGCCUACAUAUCACUGUAAAGUGUGAGCUUUCAUAUGUCACUCGAGUUCUAAUUGAUGGAGGAUCUGGAGCAAAUAUUUGUCCUUUAUCAACUCUACAGAAAUUGAAUGUUAGUGCUGAAAAGGUCCGACCCAACAAUGUAUGUGUUAGAGCUUUUGAUGGGUCAAAAACAGAUGUUAUUGGUGAGAUAGAGCUCGUACUAACCAUAGGGCCUAUGGAUUUCGCUGUGAAUUUUCAAGUGUUGGAUAUCAACGCGUCCUACAAUCUAUUGUUGGGGAGGCCAUGGGUGCAUAGGGCUGGAGCAGUCCCCUCAACAUUGCAUCAAAUGAUUAAGUUUGAACACGACUGA
Molecule: messenger RNA, 2778 nt
Organism: Solanum lycopersicum (tomato)
Lineage: Eukaryota; Viridiplantae; Streptophyta; Magnoliopsida; Solanales; Solanaceae
Source: RefSeq, a predicted model, not a curated record